AUGGCGGACUUCGCAGAUUCGGUCCUCGCAGAAGCAGCGGCGACUGCGACAAACCCGAACCCUUCCACUGAUCACCAUGGAGCUCUCGGACAAGAUGGGGACAAUAAGUUCCAAAAGGCUAUAUCGGCCUGGCGAAACAUUGACCUGACGUCCAUGAUCCCAAACCUGGACAACACCGCAUCGGAAAUCGUUCAGUAUCAAAGGGACUCUACUGUGCAGCGUAAAGAUUUGGCGCAGAAAACGAAGGAUUUUAGGAAACUUGACGAUUCGGCGAAAUUAGGGGAGAUUAAGGGAUUAUUGAAAGCAUACCAAACCUUCAUUGAUCUUCUUACGAAUCAUUCCAAGUCUACAAACUCGGCCUUUUUACAAGUGUACUCUGCAUUAUCCGAGGCGCCCGAUCCAUAUCCGUUGUUGGAGGCUUCCGUCGAUUCCCUUCUGUUGUCCGAGGAUACUCUACCCAAAGUUACUCAAGAAAAUGAACACCUUCAAAAGAGCGUCAGUAAGCUCACGACACAAUUGGAAGAGACAGAGUCUAGGCUGGAGUCGGAGAGGACAGCACGGAAGACAAUUGAGGAGGGCUUAGAAACUAAAGUCAAGGAAAUUGAGAGUUCGUGGGCGGCUGUGCUAGAAGAGAAAAAGGACAACUGGGAAGCCAAAGAGAAAUUGCUGGAGGAGAAGGUAGAGAACCAGGACCGGUUACUGAAUGAGAUCAAGGCGAGCUACGAGGUGACCCAACGACUAGGGCAGUCUGAAACCUCCGAGGACAGUGGCCGUGGUCAUGUCACCAGUGCGGAAUUGGAAAUGGUGAAUUCGGAUCUCGAGCGUACGAGCGUGAGAUUGGCAGAAGUCGAAGCACGAAAUGAGCAGCUCCGAAUCGAAUUGGCACAGUCGGCCUCUCAGGUACCCAGUCAGCCCGCAUUAGCCUUAGAAGACGAUCCUGGCUAUAUGCGAAUGCGGUCAGAGAAUUCAUCCCUCUUAAGAAAGUUGGAUGCGGCUAGAGUUGAAAGGGAUGCAAGGAAACGAGAAUUGGAUGGUAAAUUAAGAUCACUCGAAAGAGAGAUCGGGCUGCUCAAAGAGGAGCGUGAUGCUUUGAAAUCCAAGGUUCAAAAAUGGAGUGACUAUGAAGAUGUUAAGCAAGAGCUUGAAGUCUUGAAGAGCAUCGAAUUUUCACUUGGAGAUGAUGAAGACACGCAAGACGUCGCCGAUUCGACCACAAACGCAGCAAACGGAGCCCCCGAGAACGGAUCAUCGACCAAGGGAAAGGGGGACACGCUGGAGCAACUUCUCUUGGCACGUAAUAAGAAGCUAAGUGACGAGUUGACAAUCCUAAGAGUAUCUCACCAAGAUUUACAAAGCCGACUUCAGUCGAUGCAAGAAGAGCUCUCCAAAACUAAUGCGGAUCUCGAAAGGACCCAGCAUUUGAACGCCACGUUGGAGAAUGAUCUUGCAAACGUGCAGCAUGGAGCUGCGAAUGCCUAUCCUUCAGGUGCCUCUGUUGCUGGUACAUACACAAGCCGCUACCCUCAAUCAUCAACAAAUCCGGCUUCAAGCUCAUACGCCGGGCGGAAAGGAAGAGUAUCGCCCACCUCAUCAAUCAUAUCUGGUUUCGAUCCCAGGUCGUCGUCCUUGGGAACAACUUCUCUGGAGGCUCUGCGCUCUGGAGAACCCGUAGGCGGAGGCUCAGGCAUUCUGCCAAUGAUUACGGCGCAGCGUGAUCGAUUUAAGAAAAGAAAUACGCAGCUUGAAAAUGAACUUUCAGAGAGCCAUCGUACCGUAUCGUCACUGCGUCAAGAAAUUGCGUCGUUGCAGAAGGACAAUCUAAGUCUGUACGAGAAAACGAGAUAUAUUUCUACAUACAACAGAGCAGGGCCGACAGCAUCCUCGUCCUCUUCCUAUGCCACGAAUCCUAACCCUUCCAUAGUACAGAUGUCCUCGUCUACAUCGUCAGGCCUGGCGUUAGAUCGAUAUCGUUCGGCAUAUGAAUCUAACAUCUCACCCUUUGCGGCAUUUAGAGGGCGAGAAUCAGCCCGAGCUUACAAACGCAUGAGUCUUCCCGAACGCAUGGUCUUUUCAAUCACGAGAAUGGUUUUAGCUACUAGAACGAGUCGGAAUCUUUUUGCAGGAUAUUGCGUAGCGUUGCACGUCAUAGUGUUCUUUGCUCUAUACUGGCUGGGAACUGUUGACGUGGAGCAACAGGCAAGCCAUCUCGGACAGGCUACCGUGGCUGCAGCAGCAGGCCCCCUUGUCAAUGCGGCCGGAGCGGACUCAAAGCAUAGAGACUGGCAUCAAGAAGGGUUCAGUGGAAACAUAUCGUGA
Molecule: messenger RNA, 2316 nt
Organism: Amorphotheca resinae ATCC 22711
Lineage: Eukaryota; Fungi; Ascomycota; Leotiomycetes; Helotiales; Amorphothecaceae
Exons: 3
Coding region: 1-2316 (771 amino acids)
Biological process (GO): intra-Golgi vesicle-mediated transport
Cellular component (GO): Golgi membrane
Source: RefSeq, a predicted model, not a curated record